Molecule: messenger RNA, 1336 nt
Organism: Juglans microcarpa x Juglans regia
Lineage: Eukaryota; Viridiplantae; Streptophyta; Magnoliopsida; Fagales; Juglandaceae
Product: GRF1-interacting factor 1-like
Exons: 4
Coding region: 260-934 (224 amino acids)
Biological process (GO): leaf development; cell population proliferation; positive regulation of transcription by RNA polymerase II
Cellular component (GO): nucleus
Molecular function (GO): transcription coactivator activity
Source: RefSeq, a predicted model, not a curated record
GAGUAGCUCGGUCUCUCUCCGAGUCAUCUCCCUCUCUCUCUCCUUGUGUGGGGGGUGGUGUCAUUGUAAGAGAGGAGAACAGGAACACAGAAGAAAAAUAAAGCAUCUAUUUAUUUCUCUUUUGCAUUUCUUCCACUCAGUGAUUGAUUUCUCAGCUCUGUGAGUCUGUAACUCUGCUUAGAGUGCGAAAGGUUGAGAGAGAGAGAGUGUGGGUCUGGGCGAGAUAUAUAUAUAUAUAUAUAUAUAGGUUGUGAGAGCAAUGCAGCAGCACCUGAUGCAGAUGCAGCCCAUGAUGGCAGCCUAUUACCCCAACAACGUCACCACUGAUCAUAUUCAACAGUAUCUGGAUGAGAACAAGUCGCUAAUUCUGAAGAUUGUUGAGAGCCAGAAUUCAGGAAAACUAAGCGAGUGCGCUGAGAACCAAGCAAGGCUACAGCGAAACCUUAUGUACUUGGCUGCAAUUGCAGAUUCUCAACCCCAACCCCCUACCAUGCAUGGUCAGUUUCCGUCUAGUGGCAUUAUGCAGCCAGGAGCGCACUACAUGCAGCACCAACAGGCUCCACAGAUGACACCACAAUCGCUCAUGGCAGCACGCUCCUCCAUGUUGUACAGCCAACAGCCAUUUUCGGCAUUGCAACAGCAGCAAGCUUUGCACAGCCAGCUUGGCAUGAGCUCUAGUGGAAGUGGAGGACUUCACAUGCUGCAAAAUGAUGCUAGUCAUGCCGGAGGUAGUGGGGCACUUGGAGGGUUUCCUGAUUUUGGCCGUGGAUCCACCGGAGAAGGCUUGCAGGGUGGUAGUAGGGGGAUGGCUGGUGGAAGCAAGCAAGAUAUUGGGAAUGCUGGGUCUGCUGAAGGGCGAGCGGGUAGCUCUGCACGCCAUGAUGUUGAGGGAGGUGAGACUCUUUAUCUAAAAGCUGCAGAUGAUGGGAACUGAAGAGGUAAGAAUGAAGGACAUGGUCAUUGGACGUUGGUCAGCAUCUGAAGUUUUAGGCGAGAUAGGUGAGGAAUAUAUAUAUAUGUAAGGGGAAAAGAAGGAACUAACUGCUUCAAGUACCUAGUCAUUUAAGCAACGGUGGCUAGGAUUUAACCCCCAAACCUCUGGCAUUGAUGUUUUCUUAAGCGAUGGGAAUUGUGUAUGCUGUGGUAGUAUAUCAUGUAAAUUUGUAGGUCAUUGUGAUGUGUUUCGUCACUAAUUGUGCUCUUGUUAGCAAUGUUUGAGUUCUUAUGUUCUCUCGUUACAUGUUAUUUUAGUAAUCUGAAACUUCUUCAUUGAUGAAGUCCUAGUCGUAGACAUGCUAGAUUAUUCUAUGUCAAGCUUAACUAGCUCAUCGUUGAG